Messenger RNA from Impatiens glandulifera, 1436 nucleotides. RefSeq names its product probable xyloglucan 6-xylosyltransferase 3. The coding region runs from base 158 to 1396 and encodes 412 amino acids. Gene Ontology annotation, biological process: xyloglucan biosynthetic process. The transcript has a single exon. Gene Ontology annotation, molecular function: hexosyltransferase activity. Lineage: Eukaryota; Viridiplantae; Streptophyta; Magnoliopsida; Ericales; Balsaminaceae. The record is from RefSeq and is a predicted model, not a curated record. Gene Ontology annotation, cellular component: trans-Golgi network; membrane; endosome.
UAUAUAAAACCACGUUCUCCAUUCUACUUCAGCACGAUCUAAAAAUCCCUGCACGUAAAUUCCAUUUCCUCUUCCAAAAAUCCCUUCUCCUAUAUAUAAUCAAUCUUACAUAUUCAUCCAUUCUGAUUUCUCUCAAUUCUACAAAAAAAAAAACAUCAUGGGUGAAGAUAAUAAUAACUCAACAACUGAUAAAAAUGGUUCAAAAUCAUCUUUCUUCCCAAGCCGCAGACAAAUCCGCCGGACAUUCAACAACAUUAAAAUCACAGUCAUCUGCGGUUUCGUCACCAUCCUCGUCCUCCGUGGUUAUGUCGGAUUCAACCUCGCCACCCCAGAAGCCGACGCAAUAACACAAAAUCUCGCCGACAAAACCAACAGAAUCUUAACGGAAAUCCGUAACGAUUACAAUGAACCAGACGAAAAUCCAAACACGACUGUAAACAGUACUACUCUCGGUCCAAAAAUCAGCAACUGGGAUGAACAACGAAAGGAAUUUCUGAAUCAAAAUCCAAACUUUCCUAAUUUUGUAAACGGUAAACCGAGGAUCUUGCUAGUAACAGGUUCGUCACCUGACCCAUGUGUUAAUCCAAUUGGUGAUCAUUACUUGUUGAAAUUCACUAAGAACAAGAUUGAUUAUUGUAGAUUACAUGGGAUUGAGAUUGUUUAUAAUAUGGCUUAUUUAGAUAAACAAUUUUCUGGGUAUUGGUCUAAAUUACCUUUGAUUAGGAGUUUAAUGUUGGCUCAUCCUCAAGUUGAGUUUAUUUGGUGGAUGGAUAGUGAUGCUUUGUUUACUGAUAUGGUUUUUGAAAUCCCAGUUUUGAAAUAUAAGGAUCAUAACAUGGUUAUUCAUGGUUUUCCUGAUUUGUUUGAGAAAAGAUCAUGGAUUGCUUUGAAUACUGGUAGUUUUUUGUUGAGGAAUUGUCAAUGGUCUUUGGAUUUACUUGAUGCUUGGGCUCCAAUGGGUCCAAAUGGUACUGUUAGAAAUGAAGCUGGAAAGGUUUUGACAUCUACUUUAUAUGAUAGACCUGAUUUUGAAGCUGAUGAUCAAUCUGCUUUGAUUUAUUUGUUGACUUCUCCUGUUAUUGGCGAAAAAUGGAUGGAGAAAGUGUUUAUGGAGAACUCCUAUUAUUUACAUGGUUAUUGGGUUCAAUUAGUAGAUCGGUAUGAAGAGAUGAUUGAGAAAUAUAAGCCGGGAUAUGGGGAUGAUAGAUGGCCUUUCGUAACGCAUUUUGUUGGAUGUAAACCUUGUGGGAGUUAUGGUGGUUAUUCGGCUGAACGAUGUUUGAAAAAUAUGGAGAGAGCGUUUAAUUUUGCGGAUAAUCAAGUGAUUAAGUUGUAUGGAUUUCGUCAUUUAGGUUUGUUGAGUCCGAAGAUUAGGAGAAUCAAAAAUGAAUUGUAAAAUUUUGAUGUGUUAUUUAUUUUUUAUAUUUUAUUUGUUA